AUGAGUGAUGGGGUGGAGACUUCUCAAAGGAUGAAGAAAGAACUGAUUUACACACACUUCAUUCAAGUCUACCUAUCAAGAAAAAAUUUACCAGAACCUGGAUGCACCACAAAUGUGAGAGGAAGUGCAGAAUGGCUACAGAGAUACCUUGGAAAAUUUUCAGUCUUUGCACAUCUUGAGGAUCUGAAAAAAAUUAACCCUGAUUUCUCUUCAGUGGCAGUUGUGGAAAACCUCUCACCAAAGCAGAAAGCUGAGCUGAUCCUGGAUCCAGACAGUAACGCUUUGGAGAAUGAGAACAUCGUAAGAGAGGUGUUCACAAGCUUGACAGAGUCCCCUGAUACUGAGCAGCUCAGUCAGUUUUUCCAGACUUACAGUGACAUCAACAAGCAGAGAAACAUCACCAUCGUGGAAAAUCCAGCUGUACGAGACAUCAUCUUGAACCUGACCUUGACAGCCCUUGCUCCUGAAUUUGAAGACUUUGGGCCUGAAGACUAUAAGCUGUGGUUCCAGGUCUAUUUGGUCACUGUGAUGGCCAGCCUCCAUCCUGGCAGCUUGGCGGUGAUCCCCAGUAACAUCAGUUGUGCAUCCUACGCAGCCAUGUACGAAAUCAUAUUUCUCAAGUCCAAAGUCAGACACUUUGGAUUUUGCACGAUGUCAAAGUGUGGCUUCAGACAAGUCACAAAAAUGUGUGUUUUCUUCCCUCAGACUCACUGGCCUCGAGCAAAGUUUGAAAAUCCUGCCACUGCUGCUUUCACGGGGUGUGAGAUCAAGCAGAGAGUCACUCAAGGAGACAUUCGCACGUACUGCAAGGAGACCCUGGUCGAUGAGGACCUCGUCUGUGCUGCGGUCGACGGAUCACAACUCCAACAAACUGUGUCUAUGGGCAUUUCCUCUGAAGCCCUGUGCAAUUUUACCAUCACUGCGCACGCCUGUUCCUCGGCCACACAUCUCACAGCUGACAACUUGGCAACACUGAUGAAAUGCUCACUGGAGAGCCAGACGACAUACCCGGUAGAGGUGUGGACGCUUCUCUUCCAAAAAGCUUCGUCUGCACUAGACCAGGCUCUGGAGUCAUUUGCCACCAUGGCCCCCAACAACAGCAACCCGUCCCUGUCGCAUGCUCUCGAGGCUCUUGGACAGGUGAGAAUUGCCAGCUUCAGCCAGGCACAGCUGCAGAGCGUUAGCUUUGUCAGCAGCUGGUUCAUGACAAACAUCCGUCCGUUUUUGGCCUCUUCGUUGCCCAACUUCCUAUUCUGCCUGAGCUCCAAGAACUUCAGCUGCGAUACCUACCGCACUGUCAUCAAGGCCUUCAGCAGCCAGGUGCCAUUCAUGGACAGAGAAAGACAACAAACAGUCUUGACUUAUUUCAUCAAACCAUUCCUCUCAAGAAAUGACUCAUCAGAUCCUGGCUGUGUCUCAUCCGUCAGAGGCAGUAAACAGUGGCUGGAGGCAAACUUUGGCGCCUACUCUGGUUUUGCAACACUCCGCGAUUUGCAAGCCCUCAAUCCCAACUUUUCAAGUGCGGAAGCAUUGUCAGUGCUCACUCCUGCUCAGGUGGCACAGCUGACACUGAGCUCAGGGGCCUUGAAUGACACAGACCAAAUCGACCACGUGUUUGAGCGACUUGAGGAGGGCAAUGCUCUGGAAAAUGUGGAUGAAUUCCUGGAAGAGCUGACAGCAAAUGGAAAGGACCCUGAUUUCCAACCUGCUGUGAGAGAUCACCUAAUGAACAGGACCUUCAGCAUCAUCGCUCCCCAUUUCCCCAAGUUCAAGACAGACGACUGGUUCGCUUGGUUCCACGUGAAGCUGGUUACUCUGCUCCCAAGUUUCAGCGCAGUGAUGCUCAAGAAUGCUACCUCAGAUAUAAACUGCACAAACUACCAUGUUGUUGUGAGCGGGAUGGCCAAAGCUUUCCCUUCAAUAUCCUCGCAGGGACAAGAAGAAAUCACAGAUGUAAUGGUGGGCUACCUGAAAAAAUCUGUCAGUGUCAUCAACACGCCAGUUUGCAGGCAGGGAAUUCAGAGUGAUGCCCAGUGGCUUGAGAAAAACUUGGGUCCAUUUUCCACACGUGCUAAAUACUCUGACCUCAAAGUAUUCAACAUCUCUGGGGUGGCAGUUGUGGAAAACCUCUCACCAAAGCAGAAAGCUGAGCUGAUCCUGGAUCCAGACAGUAACGCUUUGGAGAAUGAGAACAUCGUAAGAGAGGUGUUCACAAGCUUGACAGAGUCCCCUGAUACUGAGCAGCUCAGUCAGUUUUUCCAGGCUUACAGUGACAUCAACAAGCAGAGAAACAUCACCAUCGUGGAAAAUCCAGCUGUACGAGACAUCAUCUUGAACCUGACCUUGACAGCCCUUGCUCCUGAAUUUGAAGACUUUGGGCCUGAAGACUAUAAGCUGUGGUUCCAGGUCUAUUUGGUCACUGUGAUGGCCAGCCUCCAUCCUGGCAGCUUGGCGGUGAUCCCCAGUAACAUCAGUUGUGCAUCCUACGCAGCCAUACUCACUGGCCUCGAGCAAAGUUUGAAAAUCCUGCCACUGCUGCUUUCACGGGGUGUGAGAUCAAGCAGAGAGUCACUCAAGGAGACAUUCGCACGUACAGAUUCCUUCAAGUGCAAGGAGACCCUGGUCGAUGAGGACCUCGUCUGUGCUGCGGUCGACGGAUCACAACUCCAACAAACUGUGUCUAUGGGCAUUUCCUCUGAAGCCCUGUGCAAUUUUACCAUCACUGCGCACGCCUGUUCCUCGGCCACACAUCUCACAGCUGACAACUUGGCAACACUGAUGAAAUGCUCACUGGAGAGCCAGACGACAUACCCGGUAGAGGUGUGGACGCUUCUCUUCCAAAAAGCUUCGUCUGCACUAGACCAGGCUCUGGAGUCAUUUGCCACCAUGGCCCCCAACAACAGCAACCCGUCCCUGUCGCAUGCUCUCGAGGCUCUUGGACAGGUGAGAAUUGCCAGCUUCAGCCAGGCACAGCUGCAGAGCGUUAGCUUUGUCAGCAGCUGGUUCAUGACAAACAUCCGUCCGUUUUUGGCCUCUUCGUCGCCCAACUUCCUAUUCUGCCUGAGCUCCAAGAACUUCAGCUGCGAUACCUACCGCACUGUCAUCAAGGCCUUCAGCAGCCAGGCGCCAUUCAUGGACAGAGAAAGACAACAAACAGUCUUGACUUAUUUCAUCAAACCAUUCCUCUCAAGAAAUGACUCAUCAGGUAAAGGCAGGAGCUCAAGCUCAAUUUGGUAAAGUCUCGGUGGUAUGUAGUGGUAGUACCUUGCCAACGCCUUUGUUUCUAUCGUCUUUGCAGAUCCUGGCUGUGUCUCAUCCGUCAGAGGCAGUAAACAGUGGCUGGAGGCAAACUUUGGCGCCUACUCUGGUUUUGCAACACUCCGCGAUUUGCAAGCCCUCAAUCCCAACUUUUCAA
Lates calcarifer (barramundi perch) is the source of this 3415-nucleotide messenger RNA. RefSeq lists its product as uncharacterized. Lineage: Eukaryota; Metazoa; Chordata; Actinopteri; Centropomidae. Bases 1 to 3237 code for a protein of 1078 amino acids. The transcript has 25 exons. The record is from RefSeq and is a predicted model, not a curated record.